Dermacentor silvarum is the source of this 3115-nucleotide messenger RNA. RefSeq names its product F-box/LRR-repeat protein 20. Gene Ontology annotation, molecular function: protein binding. The record is from RefSeq and is a predicted model, not a curated record. Gene Ontology annotation, cellular component: SCF ubiquitin ligase complex. Gene Ontology annotation, biological process: SCF-dependent proteasomal ubiquitin-dependent protein catabolic process. The coding region runs from base 317 to 1663 and encodes 448 amino acids. Lineage: Eukaryota; Metazoa; Arthropoda; Arachnida; Ixodida; Ixodidae. The transcript has 6 exons.
CGCCCGUGCCAAGUUACGCCAGAAAGCACGUGACAAUUUAUUUAUGUCGCAGUUCUUUGAUCUUUGGCGGUCUUGCAACAUCGUCAGUUCUUAUUUAGACCCAGGGAACGACACAUCGUUGCCACAGCACGCCCGUCGUCGACCAAAGUCGCCAAAUAGAGUCGAUCAGCUGUAGCAUAGUUGCAGGAAAGUGACGGUCCGACGGACUACAUGUACUGGGGUGGCUUACCUUCGACAUACACGUCCCUUUAGUUCACGCCUCGGAAGUGCUUGCCGUGAUUUUCGGGAGUGAUGACUCAAAGGAAUUGCUGACACGAUGAACGGAGAAGUGCACAGCGGUGGUAUCAGCGGCAGUGAUGUCGAAUCUAUGGAAUCGGCGGACAGCUCCACCCACCUCGGCAUCGAGUUCGAGGACUUGCCGUUCGAGCUUCAGCUACAAGUGCUCUCUUACUUGACUCACUGUGAGCUCACUGUCGUCGCACGCGUGUCUAAUUCCUUCCGCCGGCUCGCGUACGAUCCGUCGCUGUGGAAGCGCGUCGAAGUCGACGGUGACUGCGACGCGUCGAGCUUCGGGUCCCUCCUGGAUCGGGCGCCGCUGCUUGAAGACCUGACAAUGCGCGCAUCGCCGCACGUGCUCGAGCUAGCAGCGCGCUCGUUCGCGGUGCGCAGGCUGCGGCUCCUCGACGUUGGUUUCUCGGUGGGCGUGAACUGUGCUGCGGUGUCGGCGCUCGUCGAUGCAUGCACGGAGCUUUCGCACCUCAACGUCGAAGGCUGCAAGGCCAUGGACGACGCGGCUGUGACGGCGCUGUGCCGGUUACCCUACUUCGUGAGCCUCAACAUCUCGCACUGCGGCUUGGUCACCGACGAGGGCAUCGUGGCGUUGGCGCGCGGCUGCCCGCACCUAAGGUUCCUCAAUGCCGACGGCAUUCCCAGUAUAACGGACAGGGCGGUAUGCGAGCUGGGCCAGCGCCUGGGACCCCAACUCAUCUCGUUGGAGCUGGAUGGGGAGGAGUUGACGGACGCUUCGUUUGAGGCUCUGCGCAUCUGCAAGCGGCUACGUACCUUGGGUGUUAGCUAUGCCGAGAACCUCUCGGACGCCAGCCUUGCCUGCAUCCAGGGCCUACGUGAGCUCCGUCAGCUGAAGCUUCGGCGGGGGCCACGACUGACAGCGCGUGCACUUGGCCGCAUGUUUGAGAACCAGAACCUGGCGAAUCUCAUCCGCCUCGAGUUGGACAGUCUUGCGUUGGACGACGAGGCACUCGCCCUUCUUGUCCGAGGGUGCCCACAACUGCACACACUCGAGCUCCCUUGGUGCUGGGACAUCACUGAGAAUGGCCUGGCUUCCAUCGUGGCCAACUGCCAGAACCUGGUGAACCUGGUUCUGCUAGGCCUGUUCAAGAUCCAUGGCUUCUGCCUGGCCGAGCUACCGGCACGCAUGCCCCGGCUGCGGUACAUCCACCUGGAACAGUGCAACGAGGUGGUGGAUUUAUUAUUAGAGUCGCUGGCCCGGCGGCUCCCGCAGCUCAAGGUGUACAACUACUACGGGGAGUUGGUCGUCCCCUUUGAGCACUCACCGUCGCAGUCCUCGGCAGGAUCGUCGCCGUGUGUGGAGCGGCAUCCUGGUCUCUCCUCGCCUUUAGAAAACCAGCAGUCUCAAGGCUGAAUACAGCUGUGUUCCCAAUUGUUGGCAGCAACGCGCACGCUGAGACAUGUGAGGUACUACAUGGGGGGCACUUGGCUCUUAUCAUAUUUAUGACAUCAACCGAUGAGAAGCCCUAUCUCAAGUUCUGCCCUUCUGGCACCAUCUCUUGGUACUAACAUCAGGUUGCAGAAGGGGCACCUCAUUAUCAGCAGCAGCAGCAGUCUAUUUUUAUGUCCACUGCAGGCCGAAGGCCUAUCCUGGCGAUCCUCAAUUACCCCUGUUUUGUGAUAGCUGAUUCCAAGUUGUGCCUGCAAAUUUCUUAAUUUCAUCGCACCCCCUGAUUCUCUGUACUUCCCUUGCAACCAUUCUGUAACUCUAAAGGUCCACCGGUUAUCUGCUCUACUCAAUGUGUUGCCUGGCCAGCUCCAUUUUUCCCUCCUAAUGUCAAAUGAAAUAUUGGCUACUCCCAUUUGUUCUCUAAUCCCCGCCACUGUCUUCCUGUGUCUUAAACUACAUUUUUCGUUCCAUCGCUCACUGUACGGUCUUUCACUUCUUCUCAAGCUGCUUUGUUGACCUCCGAGGGACAGAAGGGAUCCCACAGCCACCUAACAAAUACAAACUCGCCACCCAACUUGCUGAAAGACUGCUGCCCGUGUACCAGCGGCUUUCAGACCCACAGUUGCUGGCACGGUGCCCGAAGCGGCAGUACACAAAAUGCUGCUGAGGGCAUGCACUCGGUCAUCUGGUCAGUGUUCUCAAAAUACCAGCAUGCAUCAUUUUUCGCUGUGAUACAUGAGACCGUUGCAAGUGCAAUUUGGGAAACUUGCAAGCGUACAGUGAAAUCUGUGCUACACUUGAAAUGUGUGCCAGCCUUGUGCCCUUGCCCUCCGGAGCCGGCUGCUGAAAACACCACCAUCGAACGGAGAAAGCUUCUUAAAGCCCAUCAAGAUAAGCAGCAGAGGUGCAGAAAGGAACCCAGUGACAAGGACACCAACUUUUAUAACCCCAGUGCUUUUUAAACUGCUUCCAAAACUUUUUUUGAAAUGUUUUCUCAACCGUCUUUUUUUUUUUUUUUUGUGCCUGCCACCCUGCUCUUGGAAAGCAUGGCAGGACAAAGGUUGUGUGGAUUUUCACCCCAUUUGUUUUACUGUAAUCCCUAGAAUGUACUUUAGGGCAAGACAGUCUUAAAUUAUUUUCUUCUUCGGCUUCUGAUUUUUCGCUCUCUUUUUAGGAUUCUGCCUCCUCGCUACCUGAUGUUGUACGGUAGUGUGCAUAUUAUGUUGCUUGCAAAAAAAUAUUUAAGAAAUAAAAACGAAAUUAUGGCACUGUCUUGACCUCAAGUGCACAUCUGGGAAAGCAUAAAAAUUUAUUUGAGCAAUCUAGCAUGUUUUAUCUCUAUGCUAGGCAUUCCACAAGCGAGGAACAUGUAAAUUUUUGAUGAAAUAAAUACUACUUGGAUAUUCAUAUGAAGCU